GCCGCGGAUAAAUCGAUGUUAAGAAUCGGAAUCGAAGUCCGCCCGUGUGUGUCUCUCUCUCUCCCUCUCUCGUCUCUCUUCCCCCUGUGUGGGGGGCACCGCAGCGCGCGCUGCGCCCUCGGCCAUGGCUCCCUCGCGCGCCGCCUCUCGCCCUUCUCCUCCUGCUGCUGCCUCCUCCUCGUCUUCGUCGUCCACCUCCUCCGCCGCGUCGCCCUGCCGCGCGUGGUCUCCCCGCGGCCUCGCGUCGUGCGCGCGCUCCGCGUGGCGCGACCGGCGGUGCGCGCUCACGGACCCGGCGUGCACGGGGCUGGUGGGGGGCGCGCUCCUGCUCGCCGAGGUGCUGCUCAACGCGUGGAUCAUCCGCGCAGUGCCCUACACGGAGAUCGACUGGAGAGCCUACAUGGAGGAGGUGGAGGGGGUGAUGAACGGGACCUUUGACUACAUGAAACUGCAGGGGGGCACCGGACCCCUCGUCUACCCUGCGGGUUUCGUGUACGUCUACUCGCUGCUGUACCACGUGACGGAGCGCGGCGCGGACGUGCGCAGGGCUCAGUACAUCUUCGCCGUCCUCUACCUCGUCACCCUCGUCCUCGUCUUCCGCAUCUACGCGCGCGUCCGACGGGUGCCACCCUACGCGCUCUUCUUCAUGUGCUGCGCCUCGUACCGCGUGCACUCCAUCUUCGUGCUGCGCCUCUUCAACGACCCCGUCGCAAUGGCGAUCCUCUUCGCCUCGGUCAACCUCCUGCUGGACCGCCGUUGGACCCUGGGAUGCCUCGUCUUUAGCCUUGCCGUGUCGGUGAAGAUGAACGUGCUGCUGUUUGCGCCGGGGCUGCUCUUCGUGCUGCUGCGGGAGCUGGGCCCAGCGCGUGCUGUGCCGCGCCUAGCUGCGUGUGCCGCUCUCCAGGUGGUACUGGGCCUGCCCUUCCUAUUGGCGAACCCGCUGGGCUACGCGACGCGGGCCUUCGACCUCGGGCGUAGCUUCCUGUUUGAGUGGACCGUGAACUGGCGCCUGCUGCCCGAAUGGCUUUUCCUGCACCGCGGAUUCCACGCCGCUCUGCUCGCCGCGCACCUCGCCGUGCUGCUCCUCUACGCCCACCGUCACUGGAGCCGGCCCGGGGAAGGCCUCCUCGGCCUCCUCAAGGCGCCCACGAAGAAAAAGAAGCGUGACCCAAUGACCGACGAUCAGAUGGCGUUCGUGCUCUUCUCGUCCAACUUGGUUGGCGUGUGCUUCGCGCGGUCCCUGCACUACCAGUUCUACGUGUGGUACUUCCACUCGCUGCCCUUCCUGCUCUGGUGCUGCCCUCUCGGCUCCAUGGCCCCGCUGCUGCGGGUGCUUGUGCUGGGCGUCAUCGAGCUGGCGUGGAACACGUACCCCUCCACAAAGAUCUCCUCACUCGCCCUGCACGUCUGCCACGUGCUCAUCCUGCUCGCGCUGAGGCCAACGCCUCCGCCACCGCUACCCACAGAUCCCGCAACCUCGGCCACCCAUGCAAAGACGUCCUAGCGUUCAGAAGCCUUGCAUAAGCCUCACCUACUUGACCCAUUGAUAGGUCUUGUUUCAAUGUGUUUUUUUUAUGUCACCCGAAUGCCUAUGCGCCCAGCGCCCGGGCAUAUCACAAGGGGAUUGAGGGUUUUGGAUGGUGUCACUUAGCAGUCAUUCUUCAGGGUAUAUUUUUCUUUUUUAAGUUUCUCAUCUUGUGUGGAAGGAGUGUUCACGACUGUGAUGUUAUUGCAAAACGUAGGAUGACGUGUGCCACUUGUUAAAGCACAGGUCCUGAAGUUCGAUUUGUAUUUAUUAAAUUACAAAACAGGAAUUUUAAAAAGAGCCCACUGUUGACGUGCUGCGGUAGUCUUGCAUAAAUACUAUUGGCUUUUCUUGUUUGUGAUAACUGCCAACAUAAUACAUGGCACAUUUAUGAUUAAAAACUAAAGGAGACAACGUC
This is a messenger RNA of Petromyzon marinus (sea lamprey), 1943 nucleotides long. The record is from RefSeq and is a predicted model, not a curated record. Lineage: Eukaryota; Metazoa; Chordata; Hyperoartia; Petromyzontiformes; Petromyzontidae.